CACCAGGCCGCCUGCAGUAUAGGGCGGGACUGAGACUACGGGUGGACCGGUUAUGAAGGAGUUGGCGCAGGAUCUGAAAAUGGAGUGUGACAUCCUGGACGCGCUCGAGGCUCUGGGGUACAAAGGUCCUCUUCUGGAUGAAGAUGCCCUUAAUAAAGCAGCAGAAACUGGACUGGCUUCACAAGACUUUUGUGAACUUUGUGUUUGGUUAAGUUCCCAAAUACAGCCAUUGUGCAACCUGGAAGAAAGCAUCUCUGCAACAGCUGGUGGUGAAGAUAUUGAAAGUUUACAGCUCGAGAUGAGUGGCUUUUUAAAAGAACUGGCUUGUCCAUAUCCUGCGCUUGUAUCAGGAGAAAUUAAAGAGCGAUUAAAAAAAAAAGAAGAUUGUCUUAAAGUCCUGUUAUUUUUAAGUACAGAACUUCAGUCCCUGCAGAUAUUGCAGUUCAAACAAGGUAAAGGUUGUCACUUGACAAACAAUAACGAAGUCCAUCAGGAAAUCCAAAUGAUCUGUGAAGCUUUGGGUCUACCAAAAUCGUCGUCAUCUUCUGACAUUCCACUUGCGUUAAGUAAUAUAGAAUCAAAGCUUAAGGACAUUUUAUCAAAAAUUCCAAAUACACAUGUGGGUAAACCUCUGCUCAAAACAGCUUUGAAUCCAGAUCAAAUGAAAAGGCUGGACAAAAUCAAUAACACUCUGUGUAGUGAAUAUGAAUGCCGCCGCCGUAUGUUAAUGAAGCGCUUAGAUGUAACAGUUCAGUCCUUUGGGUGGUCUGACAGAGCAAAGGUGAAAACAGAUGAUAUUGCCAAGAUUUAUCAACCCAAGCGCUAUGGACUCUCUCCUAAAUCAACUGUUUCAUUAGCCCAUCUUGUAGCCGCUCGAGAAGAUUUAUCCAAAAUCGUUAGAACAAGUAGUGGAUCCACACGAGAAAUUUGUGCAGUCAAUAAGGUCUUGAUGGGAAGAGUACCAGAUCGUGGCGGCAGACCAACAGAAAUUGACCCACCACCUCCUGAAAUGCCACCAUGGCAGAAGAGGCAGGAUGGUGGUGGUAGAGGAGGAAGAGGGGGUUGGGGGGGAGGGGGAGGUAGGGGAGGAGGGAGAGGCGGAGGUGGUGGUGGUGGUGGUGGCUGGGGGGGUGGUGGUGGUGGUAGAGGAGGUGGCAGCAGUGGUUGGAGGGGUGGUGGAAGUUUCCAAGGGCAUGGCAAUUAUAGUGGGAGAGGUGGAUAUGGAGAUGCAUAUGGUGGAAGGGGAGGAAACUUCCGGAGGUACUAAUGCCAUUAAUAAUAGUAAUUGACACGCACUGACAGUUUACCAGGAGCAGGAGGCUCAGAAUCAACCAUGGCUAACUAAGCAACAUAAUAUCAAAAUUAAGUUGGUCCUCCACAUUGAUAAAUUGCUAUUGCUCUUUAUACUGUAAACCACUUUGCAUAUGAUGGAUUUCCAACACAGAUAUACUUCCAUUUAUGAAAGUGCAGCACAUGUGCAUUUGUUAAAUGCUGAUUUAUACAUGAUCACAGGCCAUAAUAGGUGGACAAUUUCUGAGCCACAAAAUAAACAGGUAUUGAACUUGUCACAAUUAUUAGUGAGCACACAGGAUAUGUACAGGUUUCUGUGCAGGUGAUAUCCAUGUAGAAAAUGUCUCGUGUGAAGUGACCCUUAAUGUUUUGAUUAAGUGAAAAAUGUUAAAGCAGCAAUUACUAUUUUUGACACUGUCUAGAGCAUCUCAGUUUUUAAUAUAGUGACAAACCAGGUGUGGAUUUAUUUAUUUAUUUAUUUAUUUAGGCUAAGCAGUUGGACUCUCAUGGAUUGCCUCUCCAUGGAUUGGACUCUCAUGGAAAACAACAAAACAAGCAAAUUAUGCUAAAAUUGCCUUCCAUUCUUAAAACAUUUAUGAAAAAAGUAGAAAGGACAGGUAUGCUAGAUGGAAAGUAUGCUUAAAUUAAAAGCAGGACCACUGCACCAGAUUUCCAUGUAAAGGCAGGUGGCCAUCUAUACAUCUCGUUGUGAUGAUAAAGGCAGGUUGCUUACCUGUAACUGUCAUUCUUCAAGUGGUCAUCAGUGCAUUCACACAUAAAGGUGCUGCGCCUGCACAGUGCCUACAUUAGGAAAGAUUAUCUCAACAUUAAGCAUUUUGCCUCCCCCUCCACCCCGCAGGUAUAAAUAGGUGGGGUUCCCACCCUUUCGCCAGUCUAUCUGAAGAUUGAGAUCAAGGGAUGUCUGGUUCAAGAUCAUAUACAGAGUAAUGUGUAGAAACAGGUGCGACAUCAGAAAAAGGUAGGCCAUAAGGACAUGGAGUUGGAGGCUCUUGUGUCUGGUCUGGUAGUCGGGUCCGACAGAACUUGAAGUGAUGAUCUGGAUGGCGCCUGUGAGUGGGUUGGACAAUCUCAAAUUUCAUCCUCCAAUUAAAGAUGGAAGAGGAGGUUCCAUUCGGUGAAGGUCACUGUGCAGUUUAGUUCUAGUGCUUGAAUGCAGGCCCAGAGACAGUUUUGGAGUGUUAUGUACCAAAGGUGAGCGCUUAUCGAUGGAGCAGUUGAUUCCAUGAGUUCCAUCUGAACCAAAAACAGAGGCACACUGAGCGGACUGAGAAGGCGGCUUACAUUUUUUCUCUGGUCUCUCUCAAGUGCCUCUCUUUUCAAGCCUCUUUAGUCUUAAUAUGCUUUCUCUUCUUGAGUUUCUUAGGAGAUUAAGACUAACUGGGAGGUUUUGCCACGGUUUCAGAGGUUUUGGAAAGUACCUCAGUGGUACCUCAUCACCACCAAGGCUCUGUCCCAGCGCUCCUUUUUGAGACAACUCUCCAGGUUUUUGCGCACCUGCUUUGUUAAAGUUCUGACAGUGUGCACAUUUGUCUACUCGGUCAAAUGGCACUUGAAAGUAGACAGAGGGGCAGGAACUAUGCCUAUUUAUACGAGGGGGAGGGGAAGGAGGAUUUCCCACCAAAACAUUUAAUGCUGAGAGAAUCUUCCCAAAUACAGGCACAGCACCCAUAUGUGUGAUGCUCAGAGACCAUGAUAAAGCAACAGGAAUCCACUUCUCAGCCAAGCCAAAACCUGUGCUUGUUCGGUGCCUCCUCACUGCCAGCAUGAUGGAGACAAGUAUCCCUGCCAGAUGGCAAAGGAACUUCCCCUCUUUCCUGGCAGAAAGGGAGGAGUGAGUAUUCUGGCCUCAGCUUGGCAAAAGGACUCUGAGCCCCUUUGCUGAGGAACAGAUAAUGUGUGAAGGAUCCUAUCCUACCUCACCCCAUGUCUCCUUCCUGAAGGAAGGAAUGGCAGGUUUGAUAACUUCAGCCAGUACUUGGUGGUGGGACUCUGGAUGCUCCAUCAAGUAGGGACUGCAGGAGCAUCACCCCUUUUGGGGGCAGGGAUGGAAGCCAGAGGCUAGUCUUCCAACUCUCCAGCUUUCCUCUCAAGCUUCAGGAUUGGUAUGGAUUUCUGUGACCUGUAGGCUUAGACCUCCUUGCCUACCUUGGCAGCUUCAGAGUUGGGAGGAAGGCUUUUCAUACAUUAAACUUGCAAGAGGGCACUCACCAUGGCAAGUGUGACGGUUGAGCUUGGUGAGAAUCCUGCUAAGAAAAAUGAUCAUCAGAUAUCCCAUAAAAAAUACUCCAGAACCCUAUGUAUAAUAACUCUUCCUCUGUUCACUUAAUUCCACCAAAAGUUGGAAAACAGGAUUAGGAUGUGUAUGCAUGUGCCUGGGAAAAACAAGUUACUGCUUUUUUGCCAUUCCCCUCCUUUCUUAACUCAGUCAUUCACUUACAGCAACCUGAGCUUUUUGAAGGCGAGCUUCAAUACAUCAGCUUGCCAAGACGAGGAUGGCCCCGCCUGUUGGCAAUUGAGAAGUGGCCGCCCUUUGAAGCUAGAGAGGUGCCCGAGAUUGUCCAGAGAGUUGGGAGAAGUUUGGGGUUAUUUGUUACACACGUAGCCGGAGGCAAACAGGGCCAAAUUGCCUCUCCCCCUCCAUCCGCCUUUCUUCCCCCACAGCAAGAGGGGGAGGAAGCACGGAGUUCUGUCGCUUGUCUUUAGUCAGUGAAGUCCAAAGAGGCAGUCAGCCUUUCUGUCAGGAAAUAUUGGGUAGAAGCAGGGCAGGACUAGCUACUGUGGUUUUUGGCUUGGCUAGACCACUUUUGUAAUCUUCUGCUUAAGUAUACAAGCAAUCAGGGUCAGGAAACAGCUAAUGCCAUAAACAGGAGAACUUGUCAUUUGCUCUUGAUGCCCGAGUCUCUUUUGCAGCUCCUCCUCAGGAGAAAAUUAGUUUUUCUUCUGUUUCGUAGAGUUAUGUAGAUGCACAUCCUAACAGAAUUCUAACUGUUCUAUAUUAUAGUGUUCUAAAUAGUCUUGUGUAGAAAGCAGCGCAUAAAUGCUUCUAAGCCAGAAGAGAACAUUAGGAGAACCAUGUUGAUUUUAAAGGGUUACUUUUUUAAAAAAAUAUAUACCUUACCCUUUUCAAAUUGGAAGACAUUUGAAACAAAAUAAAACAGCUAGUUACUGAGAAUUUGAUCCCUAUAUAGUUGUGUUUGUCAACUUCUUUAAAAUGCAAUAAACUAAUCUCAUGGCUAAUUUUUGAACAUAUCUAUAAAUUUUUGUAUGUUUUAAAGCAAAAGGAUGUAUUUUGUAAUUUUUUUGUGUAAAUAGUUUAAGAAAAAUCAAUUUUAUGUUUGCAUUUUUUGCUUUAAAUAUUUGUUCACAUUAAUGCAGCAUCUACUGAAAAUCUUGCUUUUUCUUGGACCCUGGAGACUAUACUGUUUUAAUGGAGUAGAUUUGCUUAGAUUUAGGAGUGCUGAAAUAGCACAGUACCUUGGUAAUUCUUGUAGUGGCAUCAGAUAUGACAAAAUACUUGUAGUAAGGAGAGGGAACAGCCAGAGUAUUUGUGCUUCUUGGCAGACUCCAAGGGAUGGUGGAGGAGAGGAGAACCUGGAGAAAUGUUGUCCAUGGGGUUGUGAAGGGUUGGACAUGACUUAGCAACUAAACAAAAAACCCCAUAAAGUUCAAAGUGGGAAAUUCUCCCUACAUCAUUCUUAGCAUUUCCUGAAUGUUCUGUGGGGUACUUGUAGAAAACUGAGUGUAGCAGCACUUAAGAGGCGAUCCCUUGUGCUAUUGUACUGCAUAAGGACCACAGAGAGGCACACACGUGUGCACGAUGGACUUAAUGACUAGAGAGAAUCUUUUAGUACUAGCAACUCUGUACAAGCAGCAGUAGUGCAACCUGGGAUUGAUUCUGAGCUGCAGAGGCUAAUGGGAUAUAUUCUACCAUUUAGAGGGAAGAAGGAGCUGAAUAGUUACCAUCUAAAUGUGUUAAUGCCACACAGUUACAACAUGGCACUGUUUAGCAUUACCUGUGAACAUGGCCAAGGUAUUGUGGAUCAAAUAGGCUAUGGGUCGUCAGAAUGGCUUGUCACCAAAAAAACUAAGCUGUCUUGCAAGAAGCAGUAUCAAUUCAGGCACAAUGGCAACCCACUGUGGCUAGUUACCCAUCUCACAUGGUCAUGUCAUACACACCCAAUCUAUCAGACAAUGACAACCAGAAAUGGUUUUGCUACAGAGUAAAAAAAUAAAUUCUUGUGCAACUUUAUUUUAAUAAAUAUCAAACAAAUUGCA
Varanus komodoensis (Komodo dragon) is the source of this 5586-nucleotide messenger RNA. RefSeq names its product family with sequence similarity 98 member B (gene TSLIG3B). NCBI's taxonomy places the organism in Eukaryota, Metazoa, Chordata, Lepidosauria, Squamata, Varanidae. Gene Ontology annotation, cellular component: tRNA-splicing ligase complex. The record is from RefSeq and is a predicted model, not a curated record. The transcript has 8 exons. Bases 53 to 1267 code for a protein of 404 amino acids.